Molecule: messenger RNA, 495 nt
Organism: Aspergillus nomiae NRRL 13137
Lineage: Eukaryota; Fungi; Ascomycota; Eurotiomycetes; Eurotiales; Aspergillaceae
Exons: 2
Coding region: 37-495 (152 amino acids)
Source: RefSeq, a predicted model, not a curated record
CCGGUCACGGAUGAUGGAGACAGUCCCGCAAAUCAUAUGGUUUAUCAAGACAAGAGGAACUAUGGAAAAUUAGCUUUCUCGCAACUAUUGGCGAAGGGGGCGCAGCCCACUGGUCUUCAUUACCGCAACUUGGCGUCAAAAUUCUGGACUUUCGAUCAGACACACCCGCGCUUUUGCAUUGUCCCUCCGUCCGUAGCGCCGUCCGGACUCCGCGUCUCUAUUCGCCGCUUUUCCAUGGAUUUUAACGCUUUCUACGAGCCACUCAGAGCAUUGAGUGCGCUAUACAUCGAUUCUAAGCCAUCCCCCGCGCGUUUAGUCGCGUUUGGGAAGUUGACAGACCCCGCUCUUGGAUUAGAGCCGAUCACUGUGACUCGUUGGGGAUUCCCCCUUUCGAGCUCCCGAGAGAUUGUCAAGGAGGCUGUGCAGUGGGAGUAUGAUGCCAAUCCAUGUCGAUGGAACCACUCACACGACCGAAACCCCCUGCACCCACCAUAA